This is a messenger RNA of Oncorhynchus mykiss (rainbow trout), 1309 nucleotides long. Lineage: Eukaryota; Metazoa; Chordata; Actinopteri; Salmoniformes; Salmonidae. The record is from RefSeq and is a predicted model, not a curated record.
AUGGUAACGACGCAGCUGUUAUUUGUUCAGAAGCCUUCACUCUCCACAGACCGGUCCUACUCUGCCUUCUUGCAUGGAGAGGAAGUCCAGCUCACCUGCACUCUUCCAUCCCGUAUCCUCUGUAAUGCUGUGGAGUUCAUCUUCUAUCUGAAUGGAGACUCCGUCAUGACCGUGACCGUUGGAUCCUCACAGCCCAGGGCUACUUUAACAAAGUUUAAGACGGACGCUUCACACCAGGGCAGUUACAGCUGUCUCUACAGAACCCACUCCAACGGCAAAGCCAUCAGCUCCCCUUACAGCAACGUUACUAAAGUGGUCCUGCUACAGCCCAACAUCUCUCUCAGUCCUCCAAAUGGAGGGAUGUUUUGGGAACCUCAUGGGCCAGAGGUGACCAGGGGCCACAGCUUCUCCAUCAUCUGCUCCAUUCAGCCACAGUAUCCCGGAGGCCUCUUCUAUCUGGACUUCUCUGGUUCCAACAGAACAGAGACUACGCCAGCAGUCAACCACUCUGCCUGCUUCCACUUCCCUGUUGCAGAGUAUAAAGACCAGGGGAAAUACAGCUGCAGCUAUGGAGUCAACAUCUCCACGUGGUCAUUCAGGUCGGCUAAUAGUGAACUAGCUGUCACCAUUAGAGCCUCUAUGGUCCCCAUCAUUGCCUCUGGAGGGACUGGUGGGCUAGCACUCCUGUUUCUGCUUCUGCUUGUCAUCUGUCUAGUCAACAGGAGGACCAGGAGGAGCAGCAAGCCAUCUACAGAGACUGACCAGAGAGAAUGUACUGACAACAGACACAGAGGGGAGGACAACGAAGAGGGAGAGGACUAUGUGACUUUUGAAAACGUCUGUUACGAGAGAGGUCUGGAGAGAGGGAAGAGGGAAAAGAAGAAUGAGGAGGAGAAAGGGCACAGCUGUGGGAAAUCAGAGGAUGUCUAUGACAACGGGGAGGGAAACACUCAAAGAAAGGGUGUUUGUGGGGGGUCUCAUGAAAAAAUGAACAGUGACGAUGAUGAAGAAGUUUACGUUAAUGUCUCCUCUCAGGACAACGCUGUAACACAGGCAGGCGCGUCAGCUGGGUACAGCUCAAGAUAAAAAAAAAAGUAGGCUGCAAAAAAAAAAAAAAGGCUAAAAUCAUUCCAAUCCCGCAUUAAAAUGCAACAGCUGUUUAGCGUAUCGAUUGGCUAGCUUUGGGAACAUGCAGACAUUUGCUUGGCGAGAAGCUGCCAGCCUGUGUACGUUUCUCUCAGCAUUGAGCAGAGACAGAACCCGACAGUUUGCUUGAGGUCAGCUAUCUAGGCUAUUUUGAUGUUGUCAU